AAUAAAAGUGUUUUUAUUAAUAAUUUUUUUCCACCACAAUAAGAUUUAACAAAGGCUCACUAGAAAAGUGUCAAUUUCUGUGUUCUGUACAGCAGAUACAGUACAAAAUAAAACUGGCCGUGCAGUGGCACCACAGCCCAUUGAAUACCCCCACCCCCGUCCCCAAAAUGUUUUAUUCAAACACUUUUGCACAAUAUUUACAACUUAAAAAAAAAAUAAUCAACAAUAAAACUCAGCUGGCAAACAAUAUAGAAACCUGUCACUAAUGUCUGGCUGCGAAGACUUCUCGAGAGAAGCCAAAUGGCUAAUGAGUUAAUUGGCUAACACGCUAAAGCCGCUUUCACAUGAACAAAAAAAUGUUAUCAGAGUGCUACCAAGAGGUAAGUUGAAACAUUUUUUCGUUUUAUAGGAAAAAAUUGUCUCUUUAUUGUAUUUUUGCUUGUUUCUUACUUUUCGACGCCUAUAUGUGACUGCUGGAGUAGCUAGCUUUUAGCUACUUUUGUAAAGGAAUGCACUUUGGUAGAUUAAACCAAAUGCCCUGCAUGUUAGUCAUAUAAAUGACAACAGUAAUGCAAUCUGAGGUACAAACAUCAAAAACAACCACAUUAAUACAAACAGCUUGGUUGAGAACUUUGUUGAAGAGCUCAACGUGGCUGCAGAGCAAGAAAACCCUUUGCUAUUUGCUACUAGCAUUCAGUUAGCAGUAGGCUAGUGGUAGCUUCAAUAGGUAAAACCAACGUCAGUGCAGCAAACGGCUAGUGUUAGCUUCGCCCUGUCGUUGGUAGACGACAGUUGGCUGAUAUGUGUCUGUACAUUGUGCUGCCAUGACUAAAACUUCUCCCUCUGUUCCAACACACACAAACACGAAAUGCUAACAUCAAUGCAGGGCAGUUUAAAGCUACGAUGUGUGCUUGGGCUGUUGGUCUCUUCUGCUGGAUCUGUAAACAUUGCAGAGGCCCAUAGGUUUAGCAAGAUAACAUGAGCGUCAGUAAUGGUAUUAUGACAACUGUGCUCUUGGCCAGCGCUAUCGGUGUUUUAAUUUCAGUCAGAAGUCUUAAUUUAUAAUUCAUGUUCGUUCGUUUUUGUCUCAGAAGUUGGAGCUCGCUUUUGGGAAUGACUUCAGAUGCAAGUUGAGAACGUUCAACGGAAACGGCAGCCAUAGAAUACCGGAAGAUGGUCUCAGGAUCAAACUGGAUCAUGCCAGCAGUGAAGAGGACUGAGCCAAAACGUCUCCACAACAAUCAGAGGAACUGCAGAGGUGUGAUUUAGAAACAUCUGUGCUGCCAUCUAGCGGAUGAUCCGGUUACUGCUCUCUGCAAACGGGCACCCUCUGGAGCUGCGCGGUAAUGGCGGCGGGACGAGGCGAGUUUUUUCGGAGCUUUUUGGAGGGUUUGCAGCGGCAGCCUGCCCAACGGGUUCCGGAGACGGGACAACCGAACCGCGGCAGAGGUAGGCCGCGACCCGGGGGAAGGUUUCCCGGUCAGGGGAGAGGAUUUUCAGGCCAAAGGAGGAAGGAGCGACAGAGGAAAGUUGCAACUCGAAGCUCGGGUAGCGAGACUGAAGCUAGUUCCCGUACUGGACCGCCAAAAGAAGGUUCCCGUAGAAAAUCCUCUCCAUGCAAGCUAAACCUACUGGAAAGUCUUCCCUCGGAGGUCCUGGUGAAGAUUCUGUCCUACCUGGACCCGUCCUCGUUGUUCUGCCUCAGCCACGUGAGCAAACUCCUCCAUCAGCUCUCCAAUGACGACGUCUUGUGGCAGAGGAUUUACACGUCGGAGUUCGGCAGUCGGAACUGGAAGCUGAAGACGUCGGAGAAGUGCGUGGAGGGGGACGACUGUUUGACGAGCCGCUGGAAGAGGUUGUACUUUAAAUCGAUGGCUGGGCUGGAGUUGAACAAGUGGAGGAAACCCCUGAAAAGCAUCAACCCGUACACCGGCCUGCCCCAGCAGACGGAGUGGGCCCUCAGGAGCCUGAAUGUGAGCUGGGAGCUGACGCUGUGCAAGCGUUUGGGUCAGGAGCACACGCUGGAGCAGAGCCAGGCGCACUUCUUUGAGUCGUCUGUGAUUGUUCACUGGAGCGACGGAAUCCACAUGAAGUUUCAUCACAUCACCACUAUUCAGCUGCACGGAGUCAGGAAGGAGCCUCGGAGCAGCAUCCAAACCAGGAAACCCAACUGGCGCUCCCUGAUCUUAAAGCUGGACACAGGAGGUCCGUUUCUUGUCAUCGGCAAAGACAAACUGAUCAAGGUGUUGCUUCUGCAGCCGGGGGUCAUCGUUGGAGUCUGGAGGGGAAAGAACCAGGUGGCCUUCAUCAUGAUCAGCCUUCACUUCCACAAGCUGGUGGAGAAAAGUCUGCUGGGCUCUCCAGCCUGCCCGUACUCUGAGCCUGUGGAUCUUCCUCCUGUGGACGAUGUGGACCCCGAGUUGGGUCUCCAUGGUUACAGUUUGCACUUCGUCCUGCACAACACCGGCACUGAGAUCAUGUCGGGACGCUUCCAGCAGCUGUUUUGCCACAAAGCUCAGAUUCACCGUGGCCUGGUGGAGCUCAAGGUCAUCCAGAGGUCAAAUCUGUCUCAACACAGAUCGCUAUCUGGCAGCAUCAGACUUCCCUGGAGACAUGAGGACAUGCAAGGAGUAGUGGAGAACUGCUGCAUCAUGAGCCUGACUCUGCUGGAUGAGUUCCAGAAACCGUUCUGGUGCGUCAGCACGCCCAUCCACAUCACCAUGGCCAAGACGGCCAGGUCCUGCAACUACAGCGGCCGCGACUUCCAGAUGCUGUACAGGAACGCGGACGGUGAGGUGAAGAUGCUGCUGGUGUGGCUGGAGGAGCAGAAGCAGUUCUUCCUCAUCGGCCUCACCGUCUGCGUUCCUGUCGCUAAAGUCAACAAGCGGUUCAACAGGGAGUACUGAAGCUGGGCAUCAGGCCGUUUCACGCAGAGUUGUUGGUUCCCAUCUACAGGUUUGGUUUCUGUUUAUAAUUGUUUGUAUAGAUGGACUCGUUUAAAAGCUCGUUUCUGAAUUGAAUGUGAAUUUUUCCAAAGGUUUCAGAUUAAUUGGUUUUUAGUUUAGAGAAAAAACAUAUUUUUUUACUUUCCGAUGGCAAAGAGAUCCAACAUUAAGGUUCCUGUUGGAAAUGUGCCUGAUUGAUUUAUAUUAACUGUUAAAUAUUAAUUUAAAUAAACUAUUCAAUUCACCUAAAACACACUUGCUGAGACGCUUUUAUUACGGUUGUCAGAAAAUGCUGCAUUCAGGUUUCUGAAUAUUUUUCAUAAAAUCUGAAGAUGGAAACGGCUGGUUGCUGAAACUAAACACCACAAUAGUGUUUUUACAACACUGUGGCAGAAAAUGAAAGUCAGAUUUUUACCUGAGGAAACGCUGGUGUGAGUGAUUCUUCAGUCAUUCACUGACUGACUGAUUUCUGGGAUCGAUUAUUCGGUCGGUUUCUGCAUUAAUUCAUUCAGAAUCCAAACCUCGAGAAAGAGGUUUAUGUUCAGAAACAUCAGGAAAGCGAAGCAGUAAACUGUACUAAAUUAAUUAUUGUAUCUUUGAUUUGUGCAAUAAUGGUUUUACCAUCAGCAGUUACCCAGGAUGGCCUCUAGGUGUUGCCUGAAGCGUUAAUAAGCUGCUUUAGAGUCACUAGAACUACACACAGUUAGUUUAUUGCUGAUUUAUUUGAACUUUUGCAUGGAAAAAGGUGAAGUUCCUAAAGUAUUAAAAUCGCUCGUAUAUUAGCACUGAAGCAAAUCUUUGUUUCAUAAAAAUGGUUUUAUCAACAUAUAGACACUGGGUUUCGUCAAUUUGUCAUACUUCCAUGUAAACUUGGAAAUAAAACAUUCUAGACAGACGAAAAAACACAAAGUUCCUGAUUU
Gambusia affinis (western mosquitofish) is the source of this 3865-nucleotide messenger RNA. Its product is annotated as F-box only protein 15-like. Lineage: Eukaryota; Metazoa; Chordata; Actinopteri; Cyprinodontiformes; Poeciliidae. Gene Ontology annotation, molecular function: protein binding. The transcript is spliced from 12 exons. The record is from RefSeq and is a predicted model, not a curated record. The coding region runs from base 1347 to 2906 and encodes 519 amino acids.